UACAAGAAAUCAUAAAUUAGGCAACAAAAAAUGUGAAACAGAAAAUAACCAAACCGCAAGAUUCUCAGCACAACCCGAGGACAUCUCCAACGAAAUCGACAAUCGUGUUAGCAAUAAUGGCAGGGACAAUUCCAAUCACCAACGACGAAGCCGUGAAACUCUGUCAAGAACCGGAAAAUGCGACACAGGACUUCAUGUUUCAACAAACAAUGUAUCGCAUUAAAGAUCCACGAAAAAGUCUUCCCUUCUACACCGGCGUCUUGGGUAUGCGGCUCUUGCUGAAACGUGAUUUUCCCGAUAUGAAAUUUACGUUAUACUUUAUGGGGUACGAGGAUGCGAGCGAUUUCAAAGGCGAAUUAAGCUCAAUAGAACGAACCGAGUGGGCUAUGAGUCAAAAGGCGACAUUGGAAUUGACACACAAUUGGGGCACCGAGGACGAUCCCAAUUUCAAAGGGUAUCACAACGGCAAUUCCGAACCGAGAGGAUUCGGACACAUCGGGCUGAUGGUUCCUAACGUUGAUGAGGCGUGCGAGCGAUUUGAGCGUUUGGGCGUGAACUUUAUCAAGCGUCCGCAGGACGGUAAAAUGAAAACAAUCGCGUUUAUUGCCGAUCCGGACGGAUAUUGGAUCGAAAUUUUGAAUAACAAACAUGUUGCUUAGAGUGCUUAGACAAUAAACAGUUGCUUGUUGAAAA
Molecule: messenger RNA, 693 nt
Organism: Photinus pyralis (common eastern firefly)
Lineage: Eukaryota; Metazoa; Arthropoda; Insecta; Coleoptera; Lampyridae
Product: lactoylglutathione lyase
Exons: 4
Coding region: 117-659 (180 amino acids)
Molecular function (GO): metal ion binding; lactoylglutathione lyase activity
Source: RefSeq, a predicted model, not a curated record